UGAUUCGUACUUCAUCGUGAGUGGAUCGUUCGUUGGUCGUUGUGGAUUUUUUUUUGUUUCGCGUCUCCGGUACUGUGGAAUACCUUCAUCGUCACCAUCGUGGUCAUUCGGCCGUCCGGUUCUAUUGUAGUGUGGCAUCGUCGCGGCGCCGUGUAUUAUUUUUAUCGUUUUGUUUUCUGGCCGCUUGUAUCUUAUUCAUGUAACUACUAUUUUCAUCGCUGAAUUAUUCGCGUGUAGUAGUUCACGAUUAGCAGGCUGUGUAGUUUUUGUUUAUAACCUUAAGUAGUCAACAAUCGAGUGGUGGUGUCAAUUGGAAGGCGAAGUCUACUUAGAUACGGAAAGGUUUUUGAGUGUGAGCGAAUGCUAUAAAGUAAAUUGUGAAAACAGCGUAAAGCAGAUCUAUUACCGAAAUUGAUGAAAGCUUAAAGUGAAAUACCUAAGUGAAUCGCAGUGAAUGAGAAAUCAAAUCUUACAAUUGAGGAUACCCAACCCAUCAUCGCGCCGAAAUCGGUUUUAAAAGUUAAUCCAAAGGCAAAGCGCUUACCUGUUCAGCGGCUCAGCCAGUGUUAUUUCCGUACAAGCUGUUGUUGUUAUUGCCGUAGUUAAUGCCAGUGUUGAGGUGAAGAAGUCUUUUCAACACUCAUACAAGUUCACUUUGCGAAACUCCAGCGUGGAAUACAGGCGCAAAGUACCUACCGAGAGAAGCCCAUAAUUGAGUAUAGAGUGCUGCUUACCGUCUUCGCUGAGGGCUAACCACUUUGCGUGGUGGAGAAGGAAGAAAGAAACUCGUCGUCGUCGGAGUCGUUGUCUGCAUUCAGCUGUUUCUGCCUUAUUGCUUGUGAAUUUACACACUCAUACCAGUUUGAGUCGACUUUGGUGUGAUUGACUUGUGCGCUGGACAGCCAGAAAAAGUUGAAUUUCAACUUUGUACAAUAAUAAUACAUCGGGGGCCUCGGACCGACCCAGCAGAACCAGUAGCAGAAGCAGCAACAGCAGCAGCAGAAGAGACUUGGCUCAGCCAUUUCUUAUUUGAAAUUCUUCUUUAUACACCGUUAGCAUAGACCAAGAUUCCACGAACGGGAUGAUGGCGCCAUCCCCCUCCAAGAGUUCCAAAACACAACAUCCGUCGUUUAUAAUAACGGCGGACUCGGUGGAUUCCAGUCCGGUUCCAUCCAGUCCGCCCAGUACAGAUGCUCCCAAAUCACAGUGCUCGUCACUCUCAGAUGGUGAAUCUUUCGAAUGUUACGGUGAGAACGAUAACUCGAUCUCGGAAAAUGGGGGCGUGGACCUGGAGCUGGCUCCAACCCUCAACUCCACACCAAUUAGCGAAAGCAACAACAACAACAAUGGCACUGGCAUCACCAGACACGCGUGGAGCCGCAUGAGCUUACGCGGUGCGCCCAAAAGCCAAAAUAAUGAUAAUCUGCCCAACCGGCGCUGGGGAUCGAUGCGACACUCCGGAAAGAGACAGCUGGGAUCCAAUGCCUUAGCCAACCACCUCUACCGAUCAUCGAGUUUCAACUCGUCCGGCCGCAGCUCAAACUGUGAUACAGCAGAAGACAUGUAUAGCGAUGUAAGUUUGGAGGACGUGCAAGACUUAAACCAUAAGCUAGAGAUACUACAACGACAGGUGACGAACCUGGCGGACACACAGAACAAUGCCGACGACCGCACCAGCAGGACGAAGGCAGAGUACGCCGUACUGCAAGCUCGUUAUCACAUGCUGGAGGAACAGCUAAGAGAGACGGAAUUGCGGGCGGAGGAACGCCUAGCCGAAGAGCAGAAACGACACCGGGAAUUAUUGGCCCGGGUCGAACGGGAAGCCAAACUACAGAACGAAAACUGCCAGAUUCGGAUACGGACGAUCGAAGUAGAAGCGAACCAGCUGCGCGAGGAGAUCUCCCGAUUACGGUUACAGUGCGACAAACAAGCCGCCGAUUUACACGCCACCGAGGAUAAGCUGGAAAAGACGCGUGACAAUCUGAUGAUCGCCCAACAGGAGCUGGCUGAAGCGAAAGCCAAUGAAAAGAAACACAAAGCGGACAAACAGGCAGCGGAAGAUCUGAUGGUCGAACUGGGCAAGGAAUGCGAGCGUCUUCGUACGGAACGCGGUCCCGCCCUGCCGACGACAUCACCUGAAUCCCUGCGAUUGGAAGAGCUACACCAGGAAAUGGAGGAACUGCGACAGAAAUCGAAACAACUGGAAGAAGCCAACGAGGAACUGCAAGCAAUGGUACUGACGAAAGGCGUCGAAGAAGGUCGGAAUUUGCUCAACGGUACAUCCAACAGUCUAGCACAGGAACUGGAAGCCAUGAGUCAAAAUCAAGAAACCGUUGAUUCGUCGACAUUAGCGUCAUUAACACAGCUCCAGAUUGCAUUCCAAGACAAGGAGGAAGAGAACCGCCGACUGAAACACUACAUCGAAACGAUCCUGCUGCAGGUGGUCGAACACUAUCCGCAGUUACUCGAAGUCAAGGCGGCAUAAUCGCCCUCAACCGGGCACGUCUUAUCCAAAUGCAAGUACAGGUCAAACACAGGUUAAUCUUCAGAGCGCCAGAGGCUGUCGCCAGUCGUCGGCCCCAGGGUUACCUUGUUACCUUCUAGAAUCAGUAUCAGUAACUACAACCACCACCGGUUUGUGAUGAUAAGAUGUGAUUGACGACGAGAGGAGACGGCGACAAAGCAGCAGAACCCCUCCCUCCCAGCAGAUUAGGAACUGUCACGUCCCACGAGCGAGUGUGUAUUUUAAGAAUGCAGUCGAAAGGACUUAGGAUACCUUUUGAAUAUUUAAGUUAUUUACGGAGCCGUUGCGAAUGAAGGAACGAACAUCUUACACAAGCAAUAUAUUUUAUAUGUAUUUAGACCUAGGAACUACAUCCAUACCAACACUCAAGCGAGUAGGUUCCCCCUCCUGUUUGUGUUUAGCAUUUAGGCUAAAGAGGAUGUCUUUUUUAUAUAUGUGUAUUUUAUAUAAAACUUUAAUUUUCCAAUCUCCGUUCAUAAAGGCUCGAUUUUGAUUUAUUUUCUUACUUUUAAUGAUUAAAAUCUUUUUUUCGUUGUCUGCGUUAGGUAUGAGAUCUCGCGUUGAUUAUCACAACGGCGUACUAGCAGUGGUUGAUUUCUCUCUCGGUUAUAACUUCGCCUGGCAAAUGUUUCCAGCAGUUAUCUCAUAUCAGUAGGAAGUUCUUUUAAGUACCGCAUUGUGAAAACUAACGAUAAUCGACUGAACUUCGUAAAACAAUCCAAAAAAGAAAUGGAUGAAUAGAAAUCGAUCACUGCAGAUACGCCUUUAUUACGCUCAACGCGAGAGAUCGACUGGAGCCAAAAUCAAAAAUACUAAGAGAAUGUGAAAAAUGAUACUCGGAAAACGUCUUUUAUAUCUAUGUAAUCGAAUGCCCAACAAAAUAUCAGCAUUCGAUGCUCAAUUCAAAUUCAAUUUGCGCAACAAAAGUGAUAUCAACAAGAAGCCUUAUGCUCUUUACAGAAACACAUUUUUUUUCUUAACUUGGAUUCAAACUCUGAAUGUAUCAGAUUUUGUACUAUCAAUUUUUAGUGUUAAAAGAAUAAAAUAUGGAAAUAAUCAUCGUUGGUGCUUUAGCAAACAAUUUUUCACGUCUUUUUAUGUUCCCAACGGUAGCAACAUUGAAAACCUUUGCCUAAACUUGUACCUAUUCUCAAGUUAGAGAGUUUUGUAAAUAAAUUUCCUUGUUCGUUCGUGAGUAACCUCAGUUAUAGCCCCACACGACGACCCUCCAAAAAUUGAGUUAGUCGAAAGCUCGAGCUAAAAUCAAACUGUUUUACUUACUGUAUGUUGUAACCAAUAAGCGUCAAUCGCCACGUUGAGCAUUAAACGUUGAACAGAUGAUAACGUGGAUGUUUAGUUAGACAAACGAAGCCUCUUUAUAUAUUUACACAAUCACAAAGAUAUCAACGGUCUGUUACAGUAUGGCUCUGUGUUUAAUUGAGAUUUUGUUUCUUAUUCAACACUUUAUACAGUGCUGUGCAAGGAAGGUAGAUUCUUUGGACGACGAUAUUGUACACUGAUAAAAUGUAGCAACUAACAGCAAGAUGGAACCAGAAGAUGAAAACACCCGAUGAGCAUUAAUAUAUACUACCAACUUUGUAUUAGUUGUGACUGUAGAACUAAUCGAGAUGAACUUUAUUAAGCAGGAUAUCAACAGCUAGUAAGAAUGGAAAAUCAAUUUUAAAUUGGAUGCCAAAAUAGCGUUCUACUACUAAACAGUACUGUUGUAUUAGUAAUGAUGAAAGAACAAAUAAAUACUGACUAAACCACUAAA
Messenger RNA from Aedes aegypti (yellow fever mosquito), 4298 nucleotides. RefSeq names its product rab11 family-interacting protein 4B (gene nuf). Gene Ontology annotation, biological process: regulation of cytokinesis; endocytic recycling. Bases 1082 to 2485 code for a protein of 467 amino acids. The transcript has 13 exons. NCBI's taxonomy places the organism in Eukaryota, Metazoa, Arthropoda, Insecta, Diptera, Culicidae. The record is from RefSeq and is a predicted model, not a curated record. Gene Ontology annotation, cellular component: cleavage furrow; midbody; endocytic vesicle.